GCUGGGCUGUGCCCCUCCAGCGGAGCCCGUGCCGUGCCGUGCCGCGCUGCGGCGGCCGCCCUUCCCUGGGCCCGUCCCCGCUGUCACACGGACAGCGCCGCGGCUAAAUUUAGCAGAAGCGAUGCCCCCCGAGCGCGCCGGGCGCCGGGCCAGGCACGCCGGGCCAGGCACGACCUCCCCGGGCCGCCCCCUCACGGCCGGGCCCGGGCCGCCCCCGCCGCCACGAUCUCGGCCUUUGCGGCGCUGAGUCACGGCAGCCCCGCCGCACGACUCCGGCCCCGCCGUGAGUCACGGCCGCCCCCGCGGGCCGAGGGGCGGGCCGGGGGGCGGCCGCGCCCCUACAAAGCGGCUCCGCCAGCGCCGGGGCAGCGCGGCGGCGGCGGCGGCGGCAUGGACGGAGCCGGGCUGGGCGCCGCCGCCUGCGCCGCGGCCGCGGGGCUGCUGCUCUACCGCAUCGCGCGGAGCCUCGUACCUGGAUCUGACUUUGGAAGCAGCGUGUGCUUUAGCACACUGCCCUCAGCUGCUGCCUGAAUUCAGUCAAGGAAGAAGCCCACGCACGUGACGGUGAACUGCUGGUUCUGCAAUCAGGACACGGUGGUGCCCUACGGGAACCGCAACUGCUGGGACUGCCCCAACUGCGAGCAGUACAACGGCUUCCAGGAGAAUGGAGAUUACAAUAAGCCCAUCCCUGCCCAGUACAUGGAACACCUUAACCACGUUGUGUCGGGCAGUCCAACUUUCUGUGACCCUGCCAAACCACAGCAGUGGGUGAGCAGCCAAAUUCUGCUCUGCAAGAAAUGCAACAACCAUCAAACCAUGAAAAUCAAACAGCUGGCUUCGUUCUCACCAAGGGAGGAGGGCAAGUACGAUGAGGAGAUUGAGGUGUACAAGCACCACCUGGAGCAGACCUACAAGCUGUGCCGCCCGUGCCAGGCUGCUGUGGAGUACUACAUAAAGCACCAGAACCGGCAGCUGCGGGCGCUGCUGCUCAGCCACCACUUCAGGCGCCGCGAGACGGACAAGAGCUACAGCCAGAAUCUGUGUUCAUCCUCCUCUUCCACUUCCAUCACCACACCAGCUCAGGUGAUACUUCUGCGGUUCCUGGCCUUCCUCAGCUGUGCGUUCCUGGUUCUGAUGGCCUUGUACGGGUCAGGCGACCCCUUCUCCCUCAGCACAGCUGUCCCUGUCCCCUCUGGCCCCGCGUCCAUGUGGAACAGGACUGGCGAGAGCCCCCGUGCAGGCGGUGACAGUGACAGUGGCAGUGACAGUGGCUCGGGCCGGGGCUGGCGGGAGCUGCUCCGCCUGCUCCCGGAGCACCUGCUGGAGAACCUGAGCGUGGCGUGGGCCUACGGCAAGAAUCACCAGAUGGCAGUGGCUGUGCUGGGGCUCUUCACCUGCCUGCUGGCCAUGUUCCUGGCUGGGCGCAUCAGGCUCCGGCGAAUCGACGCCUUUGCCUCGGUGCUGUGGUUGGUGGUGAUGAGCCUGCACCUGGCCGAGCGGUACCUGAAGGCAGACACACCCAGCUGGCUGGACACGGCCAAGUUUGGCACCACGUCCCUGUGCUGCCUGGUGGGCUUCACGGCAGCCGUGGCCACGCGGAAGGCAACGGGCCAGCGGAGACUGCGGCCCCGAAGGUACCUCUCUGGGGACUCCAUUACUGUCUUUCCCAGCAGCCCUGGCACAGCCUUCCCUUCACCUGCCACGUCUCUGUUUGUCCCAACACCACCCAGUAUCCUCCACCUGACAAACCAGCAGCUCUUCAGGUCCCCACGCAGAACUGCCUCGUCCUCUCUUCCCGGCCGUCUCAACAGGGCGCUCUCGCUGGGCACCAUCCCCUCGCUGGCCCGGGCAGAUUCUGGCUACUUGUUCAGUGGAAGCCGGCCGGCCUCGCAGUCAUCGCAGUCCAAGGAAUCCCCUACAUCAGAUCCCUUCUCCCUGCUGGCGGGCAGCCGUGCCCCGUCCCGCCUGCCGUCCCCGGCGCCCUCGGUGGCCGGCUCGGUGACCUCCAGCUCGGGCUCGCUGCGCUUCCGCCGCCCGCUCAUCAGCCCCGCGCGCCUCAACCUGCAGGGACAGAAGCUGCUGCUGUUCCCGGCGCAGGGCGAGGCCCUGCUGGCCCCGAGCGGCUCCGAGGAGCACCCCCAGCCCGACAGCAACGCCCUGGGCCCCGAGCUGCCCGGCUUGCCCCGGCGGAGCCCGGCCGUGCCCGAUAUGAGGUGUGCUGUGGAAGGGGGGAGUAUUUGCAGUGAUAAUUCCAUCAGAAAGGAGGAUCACUCGUCGCACUCGUCUACCUGUGUGGUAGACACAACUACCAAAGGGGAGGAUCUGGCAGGCUGGAGGGGUCGCUUUGGUACCUCUGCCCUCCGGGGCCUGCUGGCCGUGAGCCUGACCCUCAAUGCUGUCUUCACAUCAGCCUAUGUCUACAGGAGCCUGCGCUGACGUGUGCCAACACUCCCUCUCUCUCCGGUUCCACCUGGUCCUGAGGAGCUGAGAGCAACUCAACCAUGGCUUCAUGGCCAAGGCCAGGCCACCGGUGCAUGCUGUUCAUUAAAAAACUACUGUACACUCAACUGGCAUGAAAAGGAACCCGGGCAGCUGCUGCCAUCCCUUCCAGGUAGAAGAUAUCCCAGGACUGUCCCUGGAGAUGGCAGGCAGCAUUCCCAGCUCAAAGCAGGAGGCCAGUCCAACGGCCCACACACUUCCUUUCAAAAGAACUGACCUGAGACACAAGCCUGAAAAUGUGUGAGCUGCGUUUUUAGGAACCCACCCCCAGCUCCUCUUUCUGACAUACUGACCUCGUGCUGAUGGUGCUGGUAAAAUGGGGAGAGUCAGAACAAAUGAGCUGAAGAAGAGGGAUGGCUUAGUAGCUGGUGCUGGGCUUUGGCUACUGGAACAGCAUCCCCAGGCUCUGCUCAGUGGUUCCUCUUCUCUCUUCUCUCUGGCAUUCUCCUCUAAAUUGUCAGUGAACUUUCUUUAGUUGCCUUAAGCUUGCCUAAGCACAUGGGUGACCUUGGCUGCUCUGUCAUGUUCUUGCAUCUUAGAUGUCCUUGUGCUUCCAGCUGGGCCUGGCCCCGAGGCCGCUUUCACCAGUUCCAUUGUGGCCAUGCUGGCUCUCAGCCCCCUGUGUGUGCCUGUCCAGCCAGCCCUGUGGCUGCACAGCCCCCAGACAGACUCCUGUGCUGCAUCAGAGCCUGCAAGCCCCUGCUCUGCUUUGCCCAGCAGGCAUGGACCGCGUUACUCUGACGUGGUAAAAGAAAGGAUCCCAGUGUGAUUUGCACCACAAAGGGCUGCAGCUCACAGCUCUGCUGGAGUUUUCACUGAAGCAGUGAGUGGCAGGGCCUGCUCUUGCUGUAAAUCGCACAAAUCUGUUCUGUUAGAGGUGGGUGGGGAGCUGUGUGAUUGUAUACAUCUAUCCAGAAACCUGGCACCUCAGUCUGAUGUUGGGAUUUGCUAAGUAACUGUUUAAGAGAUUUCUUACUUAGUAAAAUGCCCGGGUGCUCUCAGUGAGAAAUGCCAAACCUGCUUCUGGACAAUUCAGCCUUCUGGAUAGGUUCUUCUUUCCUAGCCCAAGGAAAGUAGUAGGUUUUCAAAAGCAGUUUGUAAUUUGGGUGUUUCUGCUUUUGGGUAAGUCUUUAGCAUUGCUUAGAAUUCAGGGGCCAUUUAGAGCAUUGUGCUGAACACUCAGAAUCAUUUAGUGCAUCUUAGAGAAAAAAAGGAAAUCCUGAUCUUGAUGUUUUGGUUCCCAAAAACCAAGUGCAGAGAGAAGAUUUACCGGCGUAUGAAAAAACCUGGUGAGAAGAGAGUUGUCUGGCAUUAACUGUGUAUUUCCUGAAGCAGGACUCAGAUCUAUUAAGAGUUUUUCUGUUGUCUCUUCCUUUGGGCUCCUUUUACCUCAGAUUUCACUGCCCCACCCCACUGCCCUGUGUUUGCAUCCUGACUUGGUGUUUCCUGUGUCUUUCCCUCCCUUCCAGCUGGCUGCUGUUCCUCUCUUGUGUUCCUGCAUGUGCACAGAACAAGGUGUAUGUGCUGCUGACCGUUCUCUGCUCUGGGCUGAGCCCCGCCUCGCAGUGAUGAUCACCCUUCCUUUCCCUUUGGUUUUUUUGUUGCAUGUUUCACUUGAGUUCCUUCCCAGCCUCGCUUGGUGGACCACGGGAGCCGGACCCCGAGCAGCAUGUGUGUGCUUGCUGCUGCUGAUUCAAGCACUGAAAAAAUGACUGUCUCUAUGCUUUCCGAGUCUCCCUGCAUGGUUUGAGCUGCCCACUUCCAGCUGCUGCUCCCGCCCUCCCUGUGGGUGAGACUGGUCCCUGCUGUGCCUCGGGGAGGCCAGGCCUGCACUGUGCAGGGCUGCACAGCCAGCCCCUCCUGGACAACAGCCCAGAGCCAGGAGAGACCUGCAGCACAAAGCAUGAACCUGCAUGAGCUGUUCCUUGUAGCCAAACCGGACCCAUGACCUGUUGUAAAGAGAUUUUUGUCCCUUUUAUAGACUUUGCACGCUCACCCGAGCACGGGUACAGGCAGGAUGAUGGCAGAGCAGCAGCUGCCAAGCUUCUCUUUAAGCCUCUGCUCUCUGGGUCUGACGAUGUUCUGGUGCAGUGUGUGACAUGCCCUUCACGGAUCCUUGUCCUGCCUAGAGGCCUCCUGCACAGAGACAAGCUGCCAGAAGAUGCCUUUGUGGCUUUGCUUGUCCUCGUCACCCGGCAGAUGUGCACUGUGACUUCGUGUAUGCAAACCUCCCACUUCCACCUCCCAGCCUGCGCUGAGUUUCACCGCCACACUCGACCAGAUUGCAAUACCACCCUUCUCCUCCUCUGCAGCAGCCCGGGAGCUGCAGCAUCUCCACACAAAUCCUCCCAGCCGCGCUCGGAGCAGGGACUCUGUAACCUGUGGCUGCGCUCCUGUGGCUGCUCCCUCAAACUCUGGGAAGGGGGUUUGGUGACCUUGUCCAAAGCAAUAGAGAGACUUUGGGGUUUGUUGCUGAAGAGGGAAGUUUUUCAUUCUGGUGCUAGAACUCUCUCCCGUGGUGCUCUCACGGUUGUGAAGCCUUUGCUUGAGGAACACACGAGCGUGUGUGAGAGUGUGUGUGUGUGUGUGUGUGCAUGCAGAUGUACAAAAACAUUUGCAAGGUUUCUUCAUUUCAGAAGAUCUGAGCCCAUGUUUGUCUUUAUAUUGUUGGCCUUAAUCUAGCUCGUAGAUACUGUGUCUAUCUUGCUGCUCUUUUCUGUACAAAGCUGGUUUGCAGGAAGCAGAAGUUUAUCUGGUCCCCUGUAAAAAUAUCUGUGACUGAUGAUGUUGAUCUUCAUACAGUGUUCUUCAGGGGGGAGAUUUUAUUUUUCUAAUACUUUUCCUACUGUAAAAACUGUUGGAGUGUAUGGAGUGGGAAAGAUCUUUAAAAAAUGGCCUGAUAAAGAUCUGAACGUGACUUAAUAAUACCAACAAUUAACGACCAGGUCGAGUAUAAAUGAGAUUUAUUUUCAGACCUUUUCCAUUUCCUACUUUCCAUUGAAAAUGUCCAGGUACUUUUUCUUUGGCUAUGGGCUUGUUAGGCACGUUCUGAGACCUUGCAGAUACUUUAGAUGAUUCUGCUGUUGUGAAUUAGAAAGAAUUUGUAUUUUGGAGUCUGGUUCCAGUUCUGCAGUCUGGGGAGUGGCAGAUGUGACAAAUAUUAUGCACAUAUCUAUUUGAUGGGAUAGAGGGAGUGGGUAGAAUGAGUUGCUGGUUUCUGAAGUUUAUCACACCUUUUAACAUAAAAUCUUAGACAUUAAAUUGGUCACUGGGGGGGGAACCUCAUUGCUGGCAUGUGUAGGUGCCAGAUUCACUGAAUUUUAGGCUGUUUGCUCAAGCAACAGAUGAGGCCUGUGAAUGUUCAAUUCCCACUCCCUCUUCCUGGGUGCUGGGAGCAUCUGUAAACCCCUGCUGAACUGGCUGGGUUCCUUGUAACAGGGCAGCUGGACUGAAGGGCUUCUGUUGCCUGUGGAUGCUGCUAUAUUUUUCUUCCAAGCAAGCACCAUUCCUGGAAAUAACAAUGGUCUUAACCUCUCUCACAGACAUUUGUUAAAAGGCUAGAAUGGGCCAAUUUGGCUCUUUUGUUUUUUUUUUUUUUUUUUUUUUUUUUAAUAUAUGUUGCAUCCAGAAAUUAUCAUCACUGUGUUCUGGGGUGGGAGUAAGGUACAGAGUAUUUUUUGAUUGAAUGGGCAUCUAGAGAGGGUGAGGAGGACAAUUUCAAGUCCUAAACCUUCUUUCCUGUGAAAGAAAGACUGUAUGUUGUAUGUGUGCGUCCUCUGCGGAGCUCUGUCACUGUACAGUUCAGUUAACAUGCUCCAAGGAAGGAGAAGCUGUUCCUCGGAGGUUUUUAGUUCAUGCUUUGUGUUUAAAGAGGAAUAUUUUUCUUUAAAAAAUAAAACCAGAUAAGUUUUCA
This is a messenger RNA of Motacilla alba alba, 6412 nucleotides long. It is a transcript of the gene TMEM201, whose product is annotated as transmembrane protein 201. The transcript is spliced from 12 exons. Gene Ontology annotation, molecular function: actin filament binding; lamin binding. Gene Ontology annotation, cellular component: nuclear inner membrane. The record is from RefSeq and is a predicted model, not a curated record. NCBI's taxonomy places the organism in Eukaryota, Metazoa, Chordata, Aves, Passeriformes, Motacillidae. The coding region runs from base 700 to 2436 and encodes 578 amino acids. Gene Ontology annotation, biological process: nuclear migration along microtubule.